AGACAGCGCAGCAGCGGAACAGUAGCCUUCGCUGUUCGUCGAAGCGAGUAGCGUGACGGUGGCGGAUAAGCGUGCGAGUCGGACUGCCGUCGACGGGCGAGAUCAAGAUGUACAAAACCAUGAGCAAUCACCAGGCGAGUCAGGAACACGUACUCGCCGUGUCCCGGGACUUCAUCGCGCAGCCCCGUCUCACAUAUAAGACAGUAUCCGGAGUAAAUGGUCCGUUAGUGAUAUUAGACGAAGUAAAGUUUCCAAAGUAUGCUGAAAUCGUGGAACUGAAACUCGCGGAUGGCUCCUUACGUUCCGGCCAAGUAUUGGAAGUAUCCGGCUCAAAAGCCGUGGUUCAGGUCUUCGAGGGUACAUCGGGCAUCGAUGCAAAAAAUACUCACUGCGAGUUCACCGGUGACAUCCUGCGGACUCCAGUGUCCGAGGACAUGUUGGGCCGUGUAUUCAACGGCUCGGGAAAGCCAAUCGACAAGGGUCCACCGAUCUUGGCAGAGGACUACCUAGACAUUCAAGGGCAGCCCAUCAAUCCAUGGUCCCGUAUCUAUCCAGAAGAAAUGAUUCAAACCGGAAUCUCGGCCAUCGAUGUCAUGAAUUCUAUCGCUCGUGGUCAGAAGAUUCCGAUUUUCUCUGCUGCUGGUCUGCCGCACAAUGAGAUCGCCGCGCAGAUCUGUCGUCAGGCAGGUCUCGUGAAAGUGCCCGGAAAAUCGGUUCUCGACUCGCACGAGGACAACUUCGCCAUCGUGUUUGCGGCGAUGGGUGUCAACAUGGAGACCGCUCGUUUCUUCAAGCAGGACUUCGAGGAGAACGGCUCCAUGGAGAACGUGUGCCUCUUCUUGAAUCUGGCCAACGACCCGACGAUCGAGAGAAUCAUCACGCCGCGUCUCGCUCUGACGGCGGCCGAGUUCCUGGCGUACCAGUGCGAGAAGCACGUGCUGGUCAUCCUCACCGACAUGUCCUCGUAUGCCGAAGCGUUGCGAGAGGUCUCGGCCGCCCGCGAAGAGGUGCCGGGUAGACGUGGUUUCCCAGGUUACAUGUACACCGACUUGGCUACGAUCUACGAGCGCGCUGGCCGAGUUGAGGGCCGCAACGGCUCCAUCACGCAGAUCCCCAUUCUCACUAUGCCGAACGACGACAUCACUCACCCGAUUCCCGAUCUUACCGGGUACAUCACCGAGGGCCAGAUCUACGUCGAUCGUCAACUGCACAACAGGCAGAUCUACCCACCCGUGAACGUGCUGCCGUCUCUGUCGCGUCUCAUGAAGUCCGCCAUCGGCGAGGGCAUGACGCGGAAGGAUCAUUCCGACGUGUCUAACCAGCUGUAUGCGUGUUACGCGAUUGGCAAGGAUGUCCAAGCAAUGAAAGCCGUCGUGGGAGAGGAAGCGUUGACACCGGACGAUCUACUUUACCUGGAAUUUCUAUCGAAAUUCGAGAAGAAUUUCAUCUCGCAGGGUAGCUACGAAAACCGCACGGUCUUCGAGUCACUGGAUAUCGGCUGGCAACUCCUGCGAAUCUUCCCCAAGGAGAUGCUUAAGCGAAUCCCGGCCAGCACCCUCGCAGAAUUUUAUCCGAGAGACUCCCGUCAUUAAUCCACGUCGUUUUAAUUAUGCGUCUCGCCUUGCGCUUAUGCUUGUUCCACUGAAACGUAUCUUCUCGUCGGCAUUUGUUAAUUCGAAUAAAAUCUGUUUUCGCGAACUUACGUGGAAAGUCGAGGCGAUGUGACGGGAGAAUAAUUAAGGAAAAUAAUUAUACGCUUUCGGAUAAAAAAAAAUGGAAAUGAAGCAACAAGUAUAACACCCCGCGUUAUACUUGUUGCUAAUAAAAUAUUAAGUUUACAGGACCGUACGCGUUUCUUGAUGUUGUGCAAUGAGAAUGUAAGAUAAAUAACAGUGAUACUGAUAUUGUAAAGUAAAUUGAAAAUUUACAACAGAUUUAUCGCAGUACCUUGCAGCAAGGCAAUCCUGCAAGCCGCAAGUCCGAGACUAUACACGUUAUUUAUCAUGGAAAUGAUAUACACGCUAUAUUGUUGAAUAUAUUGUUUCGAUAUUGACGCAUGUGUUGUCUCUCGUGCUUUUGAGCGCAACAGUGCUCACACACGCCAAGCGACCAUUGUAAAGUGUAAUAUAUCACUCAGUAUUAACAUAGAGAGAAAAAAAAACGAACAUAGAAGAAAAUAUAUCCACGAUCACGUUCUAUCGAUGCGUUGCCUACAUUCCAUUGCGAGAUUCUUUAUGCGAGAUUCAGACCGAUCGAACAGAAAACUGUUUGACAUAAUUGUGUACAGUUAUAUGUCUGGAAAAUGUUCUGAAAGCGAAACAUUAUCGUGUACUGCCUUGCAAAAGGCAAAAUGUAUAUGUUAGAAGUAGAAAAUUAAAAGAGAGUUGUUGUCUUUGAAA
This is a messenger RNA of Ooceraea biroi (clonal raider ant), 2399 nucleotides long. RefSeq names its product V-type proton ATPase subunit Vha55 (gene Vha55). The record is from RefSeq and is a predicted model, not a curated record. Lineage: Eukaryota; Metazoa; Arthropoda; Insecta; Hymenoptera; Formicidae. Gene Ontology annotation, molecular function: proton-transporting ATPase activity, rotational mechanism; ATP binding. Gene Ontology annotation, cellular component: proton-transporting V-type ATPase, V1 domain. Gene Ontology annotation, biological process: proton transmembrane transport; ATP metabolic process; vacuolar acidification.